This is a messenger RNA of Chanos chanos (milkfish), 2445 nucleotides long. Its product is annotated as cAMP-specific 3',5'-cyclic phosphodiesterase 4D-like. Gene Ontology annotation, molecular function: 3',5'-cyclic-nucleotide phosphodiesterase activity. The transcript has 16 exons. Bases 1 to 2220 code for a protein of 739 amino acids. NCBI's taxonomy places the organism in Eukaryota, Metazoa, Chordata, Actinopteri, Gonorynchiformes, Chanidae. The record is from RefSeq and is a predicted model, not a curated record. Gene Ontology annotation, biological process: signal transduction.
AUGGAUCGAACCUACGCCGUAGACACAGGUCACCGACCGGGUCUUAAAAAAUCAAGGAUGUCUUGGCCAUCCUCUUUUCAGGGAUUUAGACGCUUCGAUGUUGACAACGGCAUGUCGUCAGGCAGGAGUCCGCUGGACCCCAUGACAAGCCCAGGAUCAGGACUCAUCCUGCAGGCCAACUUUGUGCACAGCCAGAGGAGAGAAUCCUUCCUGUACCGAUCAGACAGCGACUAUGAGCUGUCGCCCAAGUCCAUGUCCAGAAACUCCUCCAUCGCCAGUGACAUGAAUAACCACCUGCAGAGGCCAGGCCUGGUCUCUCGGAGGUCUGAGCCGGUUAUUAGUGGAAACCAUGGGGAUGACCUGAUUGUCACGCCGUUUGCGCAGGUGCUGGCAAGUUUGAGAACUGUCCGAAAUAAUUUUGCUGCAUUAACCAACUUGCAGCAAGACAGAACCUCGAACAAACGGUCUCCCAUGUGUAACCAGCCGCCCAUCACGAAGGCCUCGUUUACGGAGGAGGCCUACCAGAAGCUGGCCACCGAGACCCUGGAGGAGCUGGACUGGUGCCUGGACCAGCUGGAGACGCUGCAGACCAGACACUCCGUCAGUGAGAUGGCCUCUAACAAGUUCAAGAGGAUGUUGAACAGAGAGUUGACCCAUCUGUCUGAAAUGAGCAGAUCUGGAAAUCAGGUCUCCGAGUACAUAUCCAACACCUUUUUAGACAAGCAGCACGAUGUGGAAAUGCCCUCCCCCCAGACGCAGAAGGAGAAGGAGAAGAAGAAAAAGCCCAUGUCUCAAAUUAGUGGUGUGAAGAAAUUAAUGCAUAGCACCAGCCUCUCCAAUUCCAACAUCCCUCGAUUUGGGGUCAAGACGGAUACAGAGGACUCCUUAGCCAAGGAACUGGAAGAUAUAAACAAAUGGGGCCUUAAUGUUUUCAAAGUCUCAGAAUUUUCCGGAAACCGGCCGUUAACGGUGAUGAUGUACACCAUUUUUCAGGAGAGGGACUUAUUGAAAACGUUUAAAAUUCCAUUAGACACUUUUAUAACCUACCUGAUGACCUUAGAAGACCAUUACCAUGGAGACGUGGCGUAUCACAAUAACAUCCACGCUGCUGAUGUCACCCAGUCCACGCAUGUGCUGCUGUCCACGCCGGCUUUAGAGGCUGUGUUCACAGACCUUGAAAUUCUAGCUGCCAUUUUUGCCAGUGCAAUCCACGAUGUCGAUCACCCCGGUGUCUCAAACCAGUUCCUCAUUAACACCAACUCCGAGUUGGCUUUGAUGUACAAUGACUCAUCGGUACUGGAGAAUCACCACCUGGCCGUGGGUUUUAAGCUGCUUCAGGAAGAGAACUGUGACAUCUUCCAGAACCUGACCAAAAAACAAAGACAAUCCCUGCGGAAGAUGGUCAUUGACAUUGUUCUAGCUACUGAUAUGUCCAAACACAUGAAUCUCCUGGCUGAUCUGAAAACGAUGGUCGAAACAAAGAAAGUGACCAGCUCCGGAGUUCUCCUCUUAGAUAAUUAUUCAGACAGAAUACAGGUUCUCCAAAACAUGGUGCACUGCGCAGACUUGAGUAACCCCACGAAGCCCUUGCAGCUGUACCGACAGUGGACGGACCGCAUCAUGGAGGAGUUCUUCAGCCAGGGUGACAGGGAGAGGGAGCGAGGCAUGGAGAUCAGCCCCAUGUGUGACAAACACAACGCCUCUGUGGAGAAGUCACAGGUGGGCUUCAUAGACUACAUAGUGCAUCCGCUCUGGGAGACGUGGGCUGAUCUGGUGCAUCCCGACGCCCAGGACAUUUUGGACACACUGGAGGACAACAGGGAGUGGUACCAGAGCACCAUACCCCAGAGCCCCUCUCCCGCCCCGGACCAGCCCGAGGACGGCAGCCGGCCCGGCGGGGCGGAGAAGUUCCAGUUUGAGCUGACCCUGGAGGAAGACGGCGAGUCCGACACGGAGAAAGACAGCGGCAGCCAAGCCGAAGAGGAGGAGGACGAAGAGGAGGAGGACGAAGAGGACAACAGCUGUAGUGACUCCAAAACUCUUUGCACUCAGGAUUCUGAGUCGACGGAGAUCCCGUUGGACGAGCAGGCAGAGGUGGAGGUGGAGGAGGGCGAGGAGGGUAUCUCUGAAGGGCUCUCCACGGAGCCCAGUAUUGUGGAGGAGGAAGAGGAGGAGGAGGAGGAGGAGGAGGAAGAGGACAGACAGGCUGCUAAUACAUAGCAGUGCGCCAGACCUGAACUAACUGCCAUUCUUCUAAUGGCAAGGGGAAAAGAAUGAUAAGAAUAAACGAAAGAAAAGGAAAAAAAACGAUUCAUGAUGAUAAGUUCCAAAGCGUACGUUGCACUCCACAACUCUUGGCCACUCCUCACUCUCAGAGCUGCCUGCAGAAGGGAGAACACAGAGACUCGAAUUUGUCCGUUUUUUGCACUCAGGAAUAACUUUUAG